AAACAGUGUUCAGCACAGGAGGAGGGAGCGCAGGAGCUGGAAGUGACUUGUAAACAUGCCGGUCAUUACAAUCGAGGAUAAGGAUAGCUUUGAUAAAGCGCUGCGGGAUGCAGGAAGCAAGCUGGUGGUGGUGGAUUUCACAGCCACAUGGUGCGGCCCCUGCAAGAUGAUCGCCCCUUACUAUAAAGAACUGUCUGACAACCCUCAGAACAGCAACGUGGUGUUUCUUAAGGUGGACGUGGACGAUGCACAGGACGUAGCCGCUCAUUGUGAAAUCAAAUGCAUGCCAACUUUCCACUUCUACAAGAAUGGAAAAAAGAUUGACGAAUUUUCCGGAGGCAACAGAGAUAAACUGGUAGAAAUACUUAAUAAACAUAAAUGAAGCAGCACACACGCAAACACACACACACACACACACAUUACAAUGUCUUAACUGUCCCUUGCAGAAAGCUGUAUUGCAAUCUCCUCAUUCUCUACCACCAAACUACUGCCCCUUUCUCCAGCCCAGCCUUUUACAAAUAAUGUUCUUUUGUGUUUAGUUUUCCUUUUUUUUUUUUUUUUACGUUUUGCUUGCCAUAAAUGACAUAUGUAUGUAUGUUAUGAAUUUUUUAUAGCAGACUCAAUAAAUAAGAUAUGAUGACGAACA
This is a messenger RNA of Astyanax mexicanus (Mexican tetra), 646 nucleotides long. RefSeq names its product thioredoxin (gene txnb). Lineage: Eukaryota; Metazoa; Chordata; Actinopteri; Characiformes; Acestrorhamphidae. The transcript is spliced from 5 exons. The coding region runs from base 56 to 382 and encodes 108 amino acids. Gene Ontology annotation, molecular function: protein-disulfide reductase activity. The record is from RefSeq and is a predicted model, not a curated record.